Siniperca chuatsi (mandarin fish) is the source of this 4087-nucleotide messenger RNA. Its product is annotated as G-protein coupled receptor 22-like. The record is from RefSeq and is a predicted model, not a curated record. Gene Ontology annotation, cellular component: membrane. Gene Ontology annotation, biological process: G protein-coupled receptor signaling pathway. NCBI's taxonomy places the organism in Eukaryota, Metazoa, Chordata, Actinopteri, Centrarchiformes, Sinipercidae. The coding region runs from base 1644 to 2960 and encodes 438 amino acids. Gene Ontology annotation, molecular function: peptide binding; G protein-coupled receptor activity. The transcript is spliced from 3 exons.
AAACCUCCGCAGUAAGAGAGAGAGUGAGGGAACAAGGGAGUGAGGGAGAGAGAGGAGAGCAGAGCGGGAGAUAGAGAGAUACCAGGAGUGUGAUGGUUUGCACUCCUAUCCAGACAGUUAGGCAGGGAGGGAGUGCAACAGAGAGUUGGUGAGAUGAGGAGUAUUCACAAAUCACUCCAUAUGGAUGGAUAACACAAAAAGGGGGACAAAGAGCGAAAAAGAAGAAUCACACCAACAUCCCUGUCAGGACUGCUGCCUGUGGACUUGUUUUUCUCUGUCUGGGACUCAAGAAGGAAGGAACAUCUGUCAGUUGUGUGAUCAUUGUAUGUUAAUAAUAUAUUCAAUACCACUUCUUGGAUUACUGCUGAAAGAAGCAGAAGAUAAACCACCAGUUUCUAUCAGUCGACCUAGAUUGUUGCAGAGCUGCAAGGAGAGGGGACAGUGUGGUGUAUGGACCAGCUCCGGAGCAUCUGUGUUUACCCUGCAUGGUCACUGUGAAAGUGGGAUUGAAGGACAGACAGAUGAUGUUGUAUGCAGCUUCUGCUAAAGUCCAAAUCUUGUCUGGGAUCUUUUUGCAAAUAUACAAGGCAGGCUCUCUGUCUGAUGAACUCACUUCCACUACCUCAUGAGGAUGACCUUCUCCUGAAUCGCUGAAUCAACCCCCCUACCAUGCACAUAUAAAUACUGGUGAUCACAAAUGUCACAGUGAUCACACGUCAUGGUGAUUGGACACACAUGCACUCUAAUAAUCUGCUCUACUCACGCCAUCUCCAGUGAUUGAGGGUUCAGCAUGUUGAGGGGCAAACUGGAGACAUGUGCUCGAUUUACAAGUUAAUGGCAGCUGGAGCUUGGCGUAUAGAGACUGAUGAGAAAGGUGGAGAGUGAAGGCCUGUUCCAUUAGUGCUCCUAGGGGAGACAUGGGCCUGGACGCUCCCCGGACGCACUGACCUCUCCUGGACAGAUUCUGGACAUUACUCUGGUGUACAAUUGGGAAUCUACAUGACUGACAAAGUCUGCCUCUUGGAGUACAAGCUAACGGAUGUAAAAAAAAAAAAUGUAUUUACAGAUUUGACUACUACUAUCUUCUCACUGAGGACAAAAAAAAGCAAGAAUUUGGAUUGUACUAUGAGCAGUACAUUCCAGUCCAGCACAGGAAAAGUCUGUUUCUUUGUUUUCUUGGUUGGCUGUGCCUCUCCUGCCUGGGAAUAUCAUGAGACUAUAAACAGGAGGUGGCUCCGACAUCUUAUCCCUGUUCCACUCAUCCAUCAGUGCUCUCACCAUCACCAAAGCAAAUGGACCAGAGAUCUGAGAAACAGUCUGUAGAGGACAUUAGACUAUAUUCUCUAACAUCCACUGGGUGUAGGUGGCUGAUUCCUUAGCUUUCUUGCCACUGAGGUCAGGAAGUAAAAGCUGCCAGCAAAGAGACAGCCUUCGGCGAGACGGACAGGUGCUUUUCUGGCUCUCAGCCUCGCUGGGAGGGACUAGCAGUGAAAGGAAAAGCCUUGCUGGGGGGCUCUGCUGGAGCGGAAACACUUUUCCACAGGCUAUGUUUGGAUGUGAUGCUUGUCUCUGUGGAUGUAACAUGGACUCUAUGGCCUGAUUACACAGCCCUGGUAUUCAGAUAGUGCUGGAGGGAAGGGAUAAUGCAUAUCCUUCCCUGCCCGGAACAAGAAGCCACCAUGAGCAACGUCACGGUCACCGACAACACUGAACCCAUAAGCCGCACCAUGAGUCCGGCAACCCCAAGUCCGUAUCCCUAUCCUGUUAGUUUCCAGGUCUCCCUGACUGGCUUCCUCAUGCUGGAAAUUCUCCUGGGCCUGAGCUCUAACCUCACUGUGCUUGCCCUCUACUGUAUGAAGUCGAACCUCAUUAGUUCUGUCAGUAACAUUGUCACUAUGAACCUCCAUGUGUUGGAUGUGCUGGUUUGUGUGUGCUGCAUCCCCCUCACCAUUGUGGUGGUGCUGCUCUCCCUGGAAGGAGAAACUGCUCUCGUCUGCUGCUUCCAUGAAGCCUGCGUCUCCUUCGCUAGUGUUGCCACUGCUGCUAAUGUGCUUGCCAUCACCUUUGAUCGCUAUGACAUCUCAGUCAAACCAGCCAACCGGGUGCUGACCAUGGGCCGUGCCCUGGCCCUGCUGGCUGCCAUUUGGGUAGUAUCCUUUGUUAGUUUCCUCGUACCCUUUAUUGAGGUGGGCUUCUUCGCCCAGGGCCAUGCUGAGCUGAACCAAACAGUGGUGGAGAAUGUGGUCCACACUAACCAGUACUACACAGAACUUGGCCUCUAUUACCACUUGCUUGCUCAGAUUCCUAUUUUUUUCUUUACUGCCGUUGUCAUGCUCAUCACCUACUCAAAGAUCUUGCAGGCACUCAAUAUUCGCAUUGGCACACGUUUCCACGCUUCACAGAAGAAGAAGGCUCGCAGGAAAAAGCGUCCAUCCAUGACGGCCAUGACAACGCAGCAAGAGGCCACAGAUGGAUCACAGAGCAGUGGCAGCCGCAACCCCACACUGGGUAUGCGUACCUCUGUCUCCGUCAUCAUCGCCUUGCGCAGGGCUGUUAAGCGCCACAGAGAAAGGCGAGAGCGCCAAAAGAGGGUUUUCAGGAUGUCCCUCCUGAUUGUGUCUACCUUUCUGCUAUGCUGGACACCCAUCACAGUACUCAACACAGUCAUCCUGAGUGUGGGCCCAAGUGAUCUAAUGGUCAAGUUGAGACUGGGCUUCCUGGUCAUGGCUUACGGGACUACUAUCUUUCACCCUCUACUCUAUGCCUUCACUAGGCAGAAGUUCCAGAAAGUUUUAAAAAGCAAGAUGAAGAAGCGAGUGGUGUCGAUCAUUGAGGCAGAUCCUACCCCUAAUAAUGCCAUUAUCCACAACUCCUGGAUCGACCCAAAGAGGAACAAAAAGGUGACAUUUGAGGACAAAGAUGCCCGACAGAAAUGUCUGUCUUCUGAGGAUGUGGAGUGAAGGAACUCAUUAUCUUUAGGGUAUAGUCAAAUAAAGCAGCUAAAACUGACAUCAGGUCAUGAUGAAAAAGGGAAAAUGUUAAUCCAAAGCAGUAAUGUAAAUAAUAUGUGCAAUAGAAUGUACAAAAACAAGAAGUGGAUAAUUUAUUACUAUUUAUUGAGAACAAAAGUAGGUUUCAUAGAUACACCAUAUACUGUAUUGUAGAUAUUGCAUGGCUUUUUGUAACAGCAGCAACAUACCGUACAUUGUGUACAUACAUAAUACAUGUACAGCUUAGGGUAAACAAGGUAUAUAAAUAGAGACAGAGAAGUAGGAAUUGUUAUGUAUAUGUAUAUUUAUAAUAAAUUUCGUGUUCACUCACCUAACACAGCAAAAUGCUUCCUAUUCUCCCCUCCCCCAAGUAAAGUGUUUGUGAUUCUGUAACAGCUGUGAGAUUACUCCCAUUCAUCACCAUGCCACUUGCUCCGACACCAGACCCUGCAAUCCCCGGUGACCACUGACCUUAUUGUCUGUGAGCCCUCUGAGGGAAGGCCCUCAGACUGAAAUAAGACUAUAGGUAUGAGGAUGCAAAAAAGACAGGUCAAACAAGGAGAGACAGGAAUGGAACGCAAGUAGCAAAGUAGUGUAUGUUAUGUUGCUAUAGCUGAAAAGCUAUGGGGAUACUGUUCACAAACACUGCUUUUAGAGUUAAAGAAGAACACUUGAAUUCCACAGACAACAGAACACCAUGGUUCUCCUCACCUCGUUUGACAUAAACCAGAUGUAAACAAAGCCUAGUCUGUUUCACUUUUACAGUCACAUCUUUGAGCCAAAUGGAAAAUCUACAGUUGCCUUAUUUUGGUUUGAUGAAUUGAGCAUGAUUUCAAGGUGGGACAGGGACUGUGACAGGGAGAGCACACAUCGAACACAAUGAAAAUAUAAUAACAAAUAUUGUUUUAAUUCUCAAAGAGAAUAUAAUCCUCAAAUGUUAUGCUUUCACAUAGAAGUUAUUUAAUCAAACUAAAGGAAAAUGUUGAAAAUGGUUGUAUCAUCAAAUUGUCUGUUUUUAAUAACACUAACCUAACAACGAUGCUCUCCAAAUAAGCAAAUCAAUAACUGCAAUAAAGAACUACUGCAAAAACUUUAAA